CUGCAGCUGUGAAUCAGUGAAGAACGAUGGCGUCUGAUAAAGUGCUGCUUCUGAACUCACUGAAGGACUUGAGAGAAGCUGAACUGAAGGAGUUUCAGUGGCACUUAAAGAAUGAUCAUGAAUCUAUAUCAGAGUCUGAAAUGGAAAAAGCAGAUAGAUUAAAAACUGUGGAUAAGAUGGUGAAGUGUUUUGGACCAGAAGAAGCUGUGAAGAUCAAAGUCGGCAUCCUAAAGAUGAUGAACCAGAAUAAUCUGGCUGAGCAGCUGGAGAACAAACAUAAGCAAGUUGACAAAGCUCCAGUCCGGAAGUCAAAGCUGAAAAUGGUGCCAGUGUAAAUGCUCCUGUAUUGACUGGAAACACCUUCACUGGACCAGUAACCUUUUAUAAAUAGGGCUGCCAAAU
This is a messenger RNA of Cyprinus carpio (common carp), 402 nucleotides long. RefSeq names its product caspase b. The record is from RefSeq and is a predicted model, not a curated record. Lineage: Eukaryota; Metazoa; Chordata; Actinopteri; Cypriniformes; Cyprinidae.